AUGUCGUCUCUUUUCGGUUCUUCCCCCGCCGCCCCUCAGACCUCUGAGGAGAUCAAGGCCGCUGUCAUGCGCCAGCUCCAGCAGGAAGCUGCCAUGGCUAACGCCCGCUCCCUGAUCGGAAAAAUCAACAAGCACUGUUUCCAAGCUUGCGUUCCUACCCCCGGCUCCUCCCUCUCGUCCAAGGAGAACACCUGCCUGUCCAGCUGCAUGGAGAAGUACAUCGCCAUGUGGAACGUCACUAGCAAGACCUACAUCGCCCGCGUUGGCGCCGAGACCAAGCGCAUGGGUGGCCAGGAUGCUGCCGCCAUUGCCUCCAUGGCUGCCGGUCAACCUGAGGGUGGCAGCGGUCUCCUCGGAUAA
Messenger RNA from Penicillium brevicompactum, 360 nucleotides. It is a transcript of the gene tim13, whose product is annotated as protein translocase subunit TIM13. The record is from RefSeq and is a predicted model, not a curated record. The transcript has 2 exons. The coding region runs from base 1 to 360 and encodes 119 amino acids. NCBI's taxonomy places the organism in Eukaryota, Fungi, Ascomycota, Eurotiomycetes, Eurotiales, Aspergillaceae.